This is a messenger RNA of Aureococcus anophagefferens, 1185 nucleotides long. RefSeq lists its product as hypothetical. Lineage: Eukaryota; Pelagophyceae; Pelagomonadales; Pelagomonadaceae. The transcript has 3 exons. The coding region runs from base 1 to 1185 and encodes 394 amino acids. The record is from RefSeq and is a predicted model, not a curated record.
AUGGGCCGCCAAAAGCUCGCCACCGCGCUGCUCGCGCCGCUCGCCUGCGCGCUCGUCGCGCCGCCGCCCGCGAAACACCCGCGCGCCGCCCGGCGGCUCGCCGCCGGCGCCUUCGCGUCGCCGGAGCGGCUCUACCCCAACUCGUAUGUCAUGCCCACGGGCCAGCGCUACGCGACGGCGCAGACGCGCGCCCAGUGGCUCGCGGACUGGCGCGCCAUCACCGAGUGCCUCGCGCGCUUCCCGACGGCCACGCCGCAGAAUUUGGACCGCACGCAGCUGGCCGUGAGCCUCAACGCGGCCUGCACCGACGAGCUCGCGUUUAUGACGGGCGGCGCGCGACGGCGGCCGUCGCCCUUCGCCAUCACGCUCGUCGACGCCCUCUUCGUCGCCGCCUACUGCGACGCGCCCAGGUACGCGCGGCUCCGCGAGUACGCGCUCGCGCAGUACGUGCCGCUCCGCAUGGGCGACGUCUGCGAGCGCGUCGGUAGCCCGCGCGUCGCCGAGGUCGCGCGCACCGGCGGCGCCUGCUUCGACCAGAACCUCUUCGACCCGGCGACGCCGGAGUACGAGGCCAUGGUCAAGUGCCACAACGUCGAGAUGCGCCUCGCUUUGCUCGCCCUGCUCGCGACGUCGAGCGCGUUGCGCUGGCCCGGCGCCGCGCCGAAGGGCGCCGUGCGCGGCGGCGCCGAGGACACCAAAGACGCCGACCUCUUCGAGGAGGAAGCGGCGCCGGAGCUGAGCGAGGAGGAGCAGGCGACGAAGCGCUACGCCGACGCCGUCGCCGCGGCCAAGGCCCAGGGCGGCGCCUGCGCGGCGCUCGACGCCUUCGAGGCCGAGUCGCUGAAACCCGACCGCAACGAGAGCCUGCUCGCCGUGCACUGGAUGGACGUCGCGCUCGGCAAGGAGGUCUUCGCGGCGUCGGAGCGGAAGAUCGCGGCGCUCAAGGCGGCGCUCGCCGACGAGGCCUUCGCGGCCAAGGCCUUCGCGUCGCUCACGGCGCGCGAGAGCAAGGUCCUCGAGAUGAUCAAGGACGAGGCGACGCUCGAGGCCAUGCGCACGGAGAUGCUCGAGAAGCUCGUGGAAGCGGACGGCAACGCCUACGCGCAGGCCGCGCUCUGCAAGCAGCUCACGCCCGCGGUGGAGACCAUGCUCGGCGCGCCGCUCGAGCAGCCCGCGUCGGCCUAG